Molecule: messenger RNA, 393 nt
Organism: Pestalotiopsis fici W106-1
Lineage: Eukaryota; Fungi; Ascomycota; Sordariomycetes; Amphisphaeriales; Sporocadaceae
Exons: 1
Coding region: 1-393 (130 amino acids)
Source: RefSeq, a predicted model, not a curated record
AUGAAGGAGAUUGAGGGAGACUACUGGAAGGCCGGCUCCAACUGGAUCGCCCUCUACGUGUUCCUUGCGUGCCUCCCCAUUGUCGUCAUCACCAUCUUUGUCGUCAGCCACCUCCGCUACCGUCGACAGCUGAAGCGAGAGUCCGAGGCCUUUCUCCGCGGCACCGCCUGGACCUAUCCGCACACGCCGCGUCCCCCCUUGGGCAUGUCACCCGAGCCCGAGAAGAAAAAGGUCACACUGCUCCACCGUCGGGGCCGAAACCUGCUCAGAAUCUACACCGAGGAUCUCGAAAAGGAAGAGCGGCUGCGCAUGCAGGCCGAGCGUGGCACUGAGGCUGAUUUCAAGACUCCGACCAAGACUCCUAUCAACAAGUCGCCGCUCAAGAUGUCCUGA